Cornus florida is the source of this 2513-nucleotide messenger RNA. Its product is annotated as serine/threonine receptor-like kinase NFP. The record is from RefSeq and is a predicted model, not a curated record. The transcript is spliced from 2 exons. Lineage: Eukaryota; Viridiplantae; Streptophyta; Magnoliopsida; Cornales; Cornaceae. Gene Ontology annotation, molecular function: ATP binding; protein kinase activity. Gene Ontology annotation, biological process: protein phosphorylation. The coding region runs from base 81 to 2012 and encodes 643 amino acids.
GUUCCCAUGUUCCAUUGAUUGAGCAUCUAGACUAAUGUAGAUGGGAUUUUUGUUCUCCUCCACCUCCAUUCUGUUCUUAUAUGUUGCAGCUUAGCUUAUUGGGAUCAGUUUCAAGUAUCAACAACAUGGCAACAAUGAGAUCAAUCAAAUCCACCCCACUCUACUCACUGCUACUCUUCUUCUUCUUCCUCUACUGCCAUAACCAGCUUCACCAUGUACAUGCCCAGUUGGGCCGGUUACCACCAAACAUCACAGGCUACACCUGCUCACUAAACCAGACCACUUAUCCAUGCCAAACCUACGCCUUCUACCGAGCCACCGCUCCAGACUUCCUAGACCUCGCCUCCGUCGGCGACCUCUUCUCCGUCAGCCGCCUCAUGAUAUCAAACCCUAGCAACAUCUCCUCCCCAACCUCACCUCUCGUCAACAACCAAUCCCUCUUUGUUCCGCUCACAUGCGGAUGCAAUUCAGUCAACAUCACCACCGCAAUUUCCUCCGCUAAUCUCACAUACACCAUCCAGCCGGGCGAUACCUACUACUUAGUCUCUACCGAAAAGUUCCAAAACCUCACCACUUACCAAUCUGUGGAGGUUGUAAAUCCCACGCUGGUGCCGACCAACCUCACGAUCGGCCAAAACGUGGUGUUUCCGAUCUUCUGCAAGUGUCCCGACGCCACCCAGCUCCAAAACCAAGUCAAUUAUCUCGUCAGCUACGUGUUCCAACCUUGGGACACAAUAGAAUCCGUAGCUUCACUGUUUGGCUCCACUGCACAGUCUGUCAUCAGUCUCAAUGGCCAAAACAUUCAGCCUUCCGACACGAUUUUCGUCCCGGUGUCGAGACUCCCCAUCCUUUCGCAGCCGUCUGUGGCUCCCGUGACUUCCAAGAAAUGUGAGAGAAGAGGCGCCGUCACCGGAUUGGCAAUUGGGUUGGGAUUGUGUGGCGGGCUUCUGAUUCUGAUCAGUGGGUUGUGGGGAUACAGGGAGGCUCUGUUGAAGAGGAGGAGAGAGGUGGAGAUGGAUAAGGAGAGACAGAAAUUGGGUGCGGGAGGGACGGGGGUUUCGAAGAAGGUGGAUUUGAAUCUGAUGGCUGAUGUUUCGGAUUGCUUGGAUAAGUAUAGGGUUUUUGGGAUUGAGGAAUUAAGAGAGGCGACUGAUGGGUUUGAUCAGAGAUGUGUGAUUCAAGGGUCUGUGUAUAGAGGUUGUAUUGAUGGGGAGAUGUAUGCUAUCAAGAAGAUGAAGUGGAAUGCCUAUGAAGAACUCAAGAUCUUACAGAAGGUAAACCAUGGUAAUUUGGUGAAGCUAGAGGGUUUCAGCAUAGAUCCUGAAGACGGAAAUUGUUACCUAAUCUAUGAGUAUGUUGAGAAUGGAUCUCUACACUCAUGGUUGCAUGGAAACAAGCACGAAAAGCUUAGCUGGAAAACAAGGUUACGAAUUGCCAUUGAUGUCGCGAAUGGCCUCCAAUACAUUCAUGAGCACACCAGGCCGCGUGUUGUACACAAGGACAUCAAAAGCAGCAACAUUCUUCUGGAUGCGAACAUGAGAUCCAAGAUAGCCAAUUUCGGACUAGCCAAGUCAGGCUGCAAUGCCAUAACAAUGCACAUUGUAGGAACUCAAGGCUAUAUUGCCCCUGAAUAUCUAGCGGACGGGGUGGUCUCCACGAAAAUGGAUGUUUUCUCUUUUGGGGUAGUGUUGCUUGAGCUUGUCUCGGGCAGAGAGGCCGUCGUUGACGAAGAAGGGAAGUUCCUCUGGACGAGUGUGACCGGCAUUUUGGAUGGGAAGGAAGAGACAAAGGAAAAGAAAUUGAAGGGUUGGAUGGAUGGUGUUCUUCUCCAGGAGCCAUGCUCGAUGGAGAGUGUCAUGAACGUGAUGACUGUAGCGGUUGCUUGCUUGCAUAGAGAACCUUCAAGGCGACCUAGUAUGGUGGAUAUUGUCUAUGCAUUGUGCAAGAGUGAUGAAAUUUUGUUUGAUGUGUCCGAGGAUGGAUUGUCACCCCGUCAAGUAGUAGCGAGAUAAAUUGAGUCAUGGACGGCCUAUCCCACACGGAACAAGAUCCUCUCGCAUUCUCGUUUCGUCUAGUUAGUAAUACACUACAAAAAGGUUGGAAUGUUUGCUAAAUAAUUCAACUUUUUUUUUGGAACGUGCAUCACUAACUGGACGAAUCACUGAAGAGGAUUCAAGUCAUAUCCCACGGAUAUGGAAUCAAGACAAGAAUGAUGAUAAUGAUCACGAUGACAACUAUUAUAAAUAAGGACUUAAUGCAUAUGUUAUUUUGUUAUGAUUUGUAAAAUAAUAACAAGCUCAAUGUAGUUAAAAAUGGCUGGCAUAUUUUGUACCAAGUAGAGGGAGCGGCUCCUUAGGUUGCAUAGAGCAAUGUUGCGUACAUAAAGUUGCAAUAUGUGUGGAAAAAGUGUUGUGUUAGGAACAAUAUAGAGCCAUGGCCCAGAGGAUGAUUUCUACUUAUAAUCCUUGUAUUGUUUGGUACCAAUAGUUCAAAAAAUAGGUAUUACCGGAUAA